This is a messenger RNA of Lepisosteus oculatus (spotted gar), 2406 nucleotides long. RefSeq names its product frataxin (gene fxn). Gene Ontology annotation, biological process: iron incorporation into metallo-sulfur cluster; intracellular iron ion homeostasis. Gene Ontology annotation, molecular function: ferric iron binding; iron chaperone activity; ferrous iron binding. Gene Ontology annotation, cellular component: mitochondrion. NCBI's taxonomy places the organism in Eukaryota, Metazoa, Chordata, Actinopteri, Semionotiformes, Lepisosteidae. The record is from RefSeq and is a predicted model, not a curated record.
GGAAACCCGGACACGGACAGAUCACGAUAGACGAAUACAACCGAAUUUGAGAAGUCGAUCGUUUCAGACCCUAUCAAUCGGUCUCAUAGUAGGUGGUCGCGUUUUAAUGUCAUACACCUUUAGAGACCAUGUCAGGAUUGAGUAGGAAAGUGUUCUGCAUUUACCAGUUCGCACGCAGCUUGACUUCUCCGAAUGCAUCAUCAGCUACAUACACGUGUUGGAGGGCUAAAACAUUCCUGUCAACUCAUAGCCCCCGGUGCGCCGGGCUCGUACCCGGGUGGGCAGCGUCUUCAUUGGGGAAGUACGGAGGCGCCCGGGAGCCCCCGCAGUUGCUUGUGGCACAACUCCCUGGAAGAGUAAUGAGGGCAAAUAUUCACUUCACCACAGAAAAUGCAUCGAAUCUAAGUGUGUUAGAGGAAGCUACAUAUGAAAAACUGGCUGAGGAAACACUGGAUGCUUUAGCAGAAUACUUUGACGAUCUCACAGAUCAGCCAUUCACAUCUGGAGAGUACGAUGUUACAUUUUCAAGCGGGGUGCUCACCGUGAAGAUAAGUAGUGACUAUGGAACCUACGUUAUUAACAAGCAGACUCCAAAUAAACAGAUCUGGCUCUCCUCUCCUGUGAGUGGGCCAAAACGCUAUGACUGGACAGGAGAGCGUUGGGUGUAUUCACACGAUGGGAUGAGCUUACACGAUCUGCUCAGCAAAGAACUGUCUGCCAUUUUCAGCACCAAAAUAGACUUGUCAGGCGUAUUGUAUUCUUGAAAGGCAGUCAAAGGGAAGAAAUGCUUAUUCCAAAUCUGUGGUAACUGUUAACUGUAGAUUCUCUACUGUAAUUCAGAUCUUUCACUGUAAGUGUGUAUAUUUCUGUUACGCGUUUUAGAAAUUGCCAAAAGAUUUUCUUGAUAUACCUGAUGUACGUUUCUUGUGAAUAUGUAUAAACAAUUUGUACCAAUAUGUUUAUCCAGAAGGAUGGCAUGGUGGCACAGUGUUUAUCUUUGCUGCCUUGCAGCGCUGGGGCCCUGGGUUCAAUUCCGGGGGGUUUCCUUUGGGUGCUCUGGUUUCCUUUCCACAGGCGGAAGACAUACAGUUAGGUUAACUGGCUUUUGGGGAAAACUGGCCGUGCUGUGAGUGGAUCUCUUUCUGUGUGUGCUCUGCGAUGGACUUGCGUCCAGUCCAGGGUCUAUCCUGCCUUGUGCCUGCUGCUUCUCGAGACCGACUCUAUCACCAGUGACCCUGUACAGGAUGAAGCGGUUACCAACGGACGGAUGAACGUGUAUCCAAACAGAUUUUUUUAUGAUGUUUUUCUUUAUUUAUAAUAAGAACUAAGUUUGUUCUGGAAGUUCUUAUUGUGGUGGUGGUUAUAGUGGUUUUUUUUCUUCUAAGAAAUAGAUGAAUGUGCGAGUCUGAUAUAACUAAAAAAACUUCCUCUUCUGUUAAGGAAUAGUAAAAACUAAAUGCAAGUAUAGCUUUUGUUGUGAAUCUUGAAUUAGAACUGAAAAUGAAUAAGAGGAAUUUGUAGAGCAAGUCAAACCUUGCCUUGGAUUAGUUUCAUUAACAUUCCUUUCCAAAUUUAGUACCUGGAGAUGUAAUGCUAUCCUUGGCAUUUAAUCAUACCUGACCUUCUUCCUAAAGAUAACAUUAUUACAGUAAGUGCUUAGCUUGAUUCAGACUUCACGAACAAGGAUUCCAUAGAUCAGUGCAAUCAAGGAAUAGAUCCAUAUCAGUCCUUGAUCCGAACAUGUCUUGAGUGAUACUUGCUUUCCCUUGAUUUUUAUUCUUCCAUAUACCAUUUAACAAUAGGAAAAUAAUUAAGUAGCAAUGGGAGGAAUUUUAAGUUCUUUGAGAUUCGGUGAGGAAAAUCUCCCUCAGCCCAUUGUUCUCUGCCUGUUUUUUUAAUGUGGAUUCCUACGCUGAAAUCUUUUUUUUUUUUUAGAUGCCUCAAAAUAACUCUCAUUAAGAUCAAGCUGAAUUUUCCACCCCUCAGUAUUUCCAUGAAGCACAACUUGCGCCUGCAAGAAGUAGUCAAACCUUAUGAUUAGUAUGAAUUGCAUUCUAAUUCUUCUAGAAAGCGUUAAUUUACAAUGUACUCAUCAUUGAACCGAAGACAAUAGAAUUCUUCUUUUUUUUUUCAGUUGAAGGCAUUUGGCUAGUGCACUAACGUAUCCAGCCUGAUUCAUGUGAAUAUAUUUUAAAAGUAUGCAGUGUAUUUUUUCCCAUGUCACUGUAUACCAACCGCUGGAGGCUGAGAAUGCUUUUCAUGUCAGUUUUUUCUUGCGGGAACCCAAUCCCUUCCAUGAAAGCCAUGACUUGCCUUGACUUCUUGGUCUUUUUCCAUGAAUCACAGAUAGAUAGAUGUUUGCUUCUUCUUUUUAAAAAUGUCUAUAAAACUGCCUUUGCGAUUUUC